AUUUGAUUUUGGUUGGUUGGUCUAAUGCUGGCGACAGGCUGUCAGCAACAAAGUUCCACUCUCUCUCCCCCCUUACCUUCCGUUGGUUCCCCUUUUUCUCUCUCUUGUUCCUCCUCCAACUCCUCCUCCUCCUCCUCCUAGGUUUUUCAAUUUCCCCUUUCCAUUUUUUCAAUCUGAUUUCGUUUCUUCCCAACGAACGAACGAGAUCCACAACUAUUUCACGCCCUCCUGUGGUUUAGUUGGCUAGCAACUUGGACUUUGGAGACGUAAUAACCUAGUCCUUUGCAUUGGUAUGUGGUAAUUUCGCACAAGAAUUCAUUUACACGCAGAGUCCUUGAUUGGUUUACGAUGGGCCAUUGCAGUUUCACCAAUUGCUAGGUGUUUGCUCUUUUUUUCCGGAAAGGGUUAUCUUUGAAACUGAUUCCAGAUUUCGUUAUAAAUGUGACUGGAAGUAUAAGUUAGCAGGGGCUUUGGUGUAACAUCCAUGCUGGCAGAGAGCAUGCGUGGAAUCUAUUUUUUGGGUAAUGCCCCUGACAAGUGUACUUGCUGAUGCACUCGGUGUGGUUACAAUUUGUCUCGUUGCUGUUUUAGGUCUCAUUGGUUUGCUUUGCAUCUUGUACUCGUUCUAUUUCCGAGACCACAUUCGUAGUCAAAGUCAAACCCAACUCAGAUACUUCAGUGGCCCGUGGGUUGUUAGAAUAAUCUUCAUCUUAUUCGCAAUCUGGUGGGGUUUUGGAGAGAUUUUACGACUAGAAUUUCUGAGGCGUGACGGUCGGGUGUUAAAUACUCUUGAUUUAAAAUGGCAGGAAACCGUUUGCAAAUGCUACAUCGUCUCAAACCUAGGAUUUUCAGAACCGUGUCUAUUCCUAACCCUCAUUUUUCUUCUUCGUGCUUCGUUACAGAAAACAGAGUCUGGCCCGUUAAGCCUGAAAUGGAACUUCAGAACAGUGAUGUACAUUCUUCUAUGUGCGUUACCGCUCUUUGCUCUUCAAAUGACAGUUGUCUUAGUCGGACCGAACUUCGAGACGGAUUUACACAUGAACAAAAAAGGCUACUUUUUCAAGACCACAGAGGACUUAAAUAAUGUCGCUCGAUGCUACUACCCUUUAUUAAGCACCAUGUUUCUUGGUCUUUUUGCUACCAUCCUGACACUUUAUUUGUUCUGGCUCGGUAGUCGAAUACUAUUUCUGGUCAUCAAUAAGGGUUUGAAAAAGAGGGUGUACACAUUGAUAUUUUUUGUUUCUGGUUUUUAUCCGUUACGGGUCUUGUUACUCGGUUUAUCCGUUCUAUUCACUCCGGGAGAUGCUGUGUUUGAAGUUGUUGCAUUCUUGGCUUUUCUUUCUCUUUUAUGUUGUGUUGGGGUCGGGAUUUGCGUACUUGUUUACUUCCCGAUUGCAGACUCUUUAGCUUUGAAGAAUCUGCAAGAUAUGGAGGCAACAAGAAGGAUUAUCGGGGAACAUAAUGACACUUUGUCACUAAUCGCUAACCAUGUCCCGCUUGAUGAUUUUACCGCGAGCAGUGGGAGAAACUCGUCGACAAAAUGUGGGUCAAUUUCUUUUCGAGCAAUGGAACCAGACGAGCAACACGUGGACCAACAUCGGUUUGUCGAGUUGAGUCUUUUUUCUCCUAGUCAACACUCGACCCCAGCUGGUUCGCCUCAGCUUCAUGGGUGGCCUACUACAGUCCCUUCGAGGUCAGAGCAAUGAAGCAUAUGAUGGUGAAUCAACAACACAUGUCAACUCAUUUUUGUGGUAAACAUCAGUUUGUAAAGGUCUUAGGUUUAAUAAGAAUUGUUGCUAUUUUUGGUUUUGUAUUUUUUAAUGUUUAUUUUUGGUAGAACUGAUCUGUAUCUCAUCAUGUUAUACUUUUAUAACCUGUACAAUUUCGUUUGCUUCACGUACUUGAUUGAAUGGUUGUUUUUAAACA
Messenger RNA from Helianthus annuus (common sunflower), 1926 nucleotides. RefSeq lists its product as uncharacterized. The record is from RefSeq and is a predicted model, not a curated record. NCBI's taxonomy places the organism in Eukaryota, Viridiplantae, Streptophyta, Magnoliopsida, Asterales, Asteraceae. The coding region runs from base 525 to 1706 and encodes 393 amino acids. The transcript has 2 exons.